AUGGUCUCGCCUCCACCGCACCUUCCCCAGUGGGCGGGGUCAGUACCACAGACGCCACCUCGCCGGGUCUCCCGCCACUAUCACUCGCAGGAAGGGUGGUACACCACGACAAAGGAUUAUGCGUACGGCGACACCACUCUUUGCGACAAGGAUACACACUAUGAUGACGAGUACCAUGAGGAGGUGCACAGCGCGGACGACAGCGACUACGAAGACCACGAGCUGUUCCACGCUGCCGAGGGCGCUCCAAGCAGCCACGCCCCAGAAAACCACCCCUAUCACGAACUCAACAACGCGUUUGUCCUUGGCGCCUCCAGUGACGAGGCAGACAAGGAUAACGGUGUCCCGUUCUUGGACUCCGAUGAGAUGGCUGAGCACUUCUACGCUGAGCGUUCGCCACCCAAACUCGCCUCGCUUUCGAGCCACCCCAGUGAUGGUCCACACGACUACAAUCAAGACGCCUAUGACGGCUAUUCCCACGAUACCCACCUCUACCCCCACGUCUCUACUCCCAGCUUCCACCCCUCAGCUAGUGGAUCGGCCUCGGGAUUCACCCCUGCCCAAGCGGAAGUGCUGAGCUCGUUCGAUCCACUCGCGCAUGACGGCCGGAUUGACGGCUACGUCGAUAUCUGGCGCACGCAGACUGCUCCGGGUCUCCCUGCCAUUCCACCCCAGUCCCAUCCUGUUAUAGCAAUCCACCACGCAACUGGCAGCGGCCCCUCCAAUGUCCACCGCGUGACGCUCACGUCGGACCCGCUGAGCUACGUCGCCGACUCAGUGUCAUCUCCUGCGCACCAGCCACCACGUUGGCAGGGGUUCAGCACUACGCCGCACACGUCUCCUCCCCAGUCUCAUCUCACGAGCGACACCCACUCGGGCAGCGAUGAAGAAGAGGACCGCAACUCCAACCCCUUCCACGUCAACAUCCCGCCAACCGAGGCAGAGGCAUCCCAAACCCUACUGUCUCUCAUGCAUGAGCUGCGCCGCGCACACCGCGGCCCCGACAUGGGUCCACCGCGUACCCCGCCUGCGUACAUGACAACCUCGGAUGACUACUCAGACUCGUUCGAGGCAGAGGUGGUGACCCCGGACACGCCGUGUCCCCACCGCACGCCAGCGGGCAUGCUCUGGAGCAGUCCCAAACACAACGAGAGCCCCGGCUUGUCCUCGGACCUUCUCGUUCUCAACCUCCAGCGCACAACAUCCAACUCCAGAACCAAGACCUCCACCGAGACCAAACGCCUCCAGUCUCUCCUCAUGGCCAAACAACGCGACCUCGAACUCGCAUACGCAUCCAUCUCGAGACAGGAACGUGAGCUCGCCGACCAGCACCACACCCUCGCCGUUGCCCACCAGGCCUUUGAGGCCGGUAAGCGUGUGAUCAAGGACAAGAAUGACCGCAUGGUGGAACUGGAGAAGAAGAAUGAGGCUUUGAAGCGGAAGUGUGAGAACAGGGACAAGACGGUUGACACUCUUGAGGCGAUUGUCAGUGUCUUGGAGGAGACGAACGAGGACCAGAAGCAGACUAUCAAGAGUUUGGAGCAGGCGUUAAGUGCGAGGCUUGCUGUGGGUGGGAGCCAAGGUGGAAGUGGGGGUGAGAGUGGAGGGCAGGGUGGAUCCAUCACUCUCAAGCGCGGACGACAGGUGGCCGAGGUUGAGCUCGGGGAGACGCCGUUCAAGCGGCUCAAGCUGGCGUCCUCUGAAUCUCCUUGCCUUCAUUAG
This is a messenger RNA of Apiotrichum porosum, 1722 nucleotides long. RefSeq lists its product as uncharacterized. The transcript is spliced from 3 exons. The coding region runs from base 1 to 1722 and encodes 573 amino acids. The record is from RefSeq and is a predicted model, not a curated record. Lineage: Eukaryota; Fungi; Basidiomycota; Tremellomycetes; Trichosporonales; Trichosporonaceae.